Messenger RNA from Poeciliopsis prolifica (blackstripe livebearer), 2250 nucleotides. Its product is annotated as cytoplasmic tRNA 2-thiolation protein 2-like. The record is from RefSeq and is a predicted model, not a curated record. Gene Ontology annotation, cellular component: cytosol. Bases 703 to 2010 code for a protein of 435 amino acids. The transcript has 16 exons. NCBI's taxonomy places the organism in Eukaryota, Metazoa, Chordata, Actinopteri, Cyprinodontiformes, Poeciliidae. Gene Ontology annotation, biological process: tRNA wobble position uridine thiolation. Gene Ontology annotation, molecular function: tRNA binding; sulfurtransferase activity.
CGCGUCUCGUCCCUCCGCGCAGCGAUGUGUCAGGUGGAAGAAGAAUACCACGAGCAGCUGGAGCGCGUGGACCCACCCAGUGACGCUGCAGAAACUUUGUGAGACGAGUUGAAUGUUUUCUAACGGGCAGGAAGUCAUGUGGUGAACGGAGCCGCAAGCAUUUCACAUAAAAGGACCAACAGGGAAGUUUCUGCAAUGUGUUUUUGUUCCUAAACGAAAUAAAUAUUGUUUAUAUUUUCUGAGGUCAUCUUUGGCUGAUGUUAGAAAUAUUAGUAUCAGACGUUGUAGUCAGGAGAGUGAAGUUAUUAGGUAAUUAUGCCAAAACAUUUAAUUCAGGAUCUCACAGUAACAAGCCCUGGAUGACUGUCUGAUAACUGACUGCUUAUCCACCUCAUUUGCUUUUGCAGUGCCUCUUUAGGUCUCUGUCUGAUAUAUGAUUUCCAGAAACUGUGACUGACAUUACAAAGGCAAAUGUUAAAAAGAUGGAUUGUUUAUUUGCUCCACUCUGUGUGGUAUUUUACUGUGUUUCUAAAACACUUUAUUAUGUAACUUCUUUAACCAAACACAGUUUUUCUCUCUGUUGUCAGUGCUUCGAAAAAAUGUGUCAAAUGCAAAGAGGAGCUGGCGGCUGUGGUCAUCAGAGCAGGAGAUGCAUACUGCAGGAACUGUUUCAGAGAGAGCUUCAUUCACAAGUUCAGAGCCAUGCUGGGUAAAACCCGGGUCAUCUUCCCUGGAGAGAAGGUGCUGCUGGCCGUCUCCGGGGGUCCUUCUUCCUGCUCAAUGCUCAGCCAAGUCCAAGAGGGUGUGAGUCAGAACGCUCAUAAAAAGCUGCGCUUCGUCCCUGGGAUCGUUUACAUCGACGAGGGUGGCGCUCUUGGCCAGCCUAAUGAGAUGAGACAGAAAACAACAUCUGAGCUGUGUGAUAUGUUCAGAUCAACUGGUUUUCCCUUCUGCAUCCUUCCUCUGGAGCAGGUUCUGGACCUCCCUGGAUCCGUCCUGACUCCCUCACCGCCGUCAGACCAACCAGGCUCCGCCUACAAAGCAGCUGUGGAUGUCUUCUUGCAGGGCGGCGGUGGCAGCGGUGACGGAAAGGCUGAGGAGCAGGAGUGUGUGUCGCCGCCUGCUGUUCAGGAGUCACACACACGGCUGCUGCAGCAGCUGAUUGGCUCAGCUCAAACCCUGACAGCCAAACAAGACCUGCUGAACACACUCAGGCAGCACCUGCUGGUGCACACGGCUCGGACCAGAGGCUACAGUAAGCUCAUGCUGGGAGACAGCUGCACCAGACUGGCUGUGAAGCUGAUCACCAGUAUCUCACUGGGCAGAGGAGCCCAGCUGGCCCAGGACACGGGCUUCUCUGACUGCAGAUACGGUGAUGUAACAGUAGUGAGACCCAUGAGGGAAUACUCCGCUAAAGAAAUAGCUUUCUACAAUCAUAUGUUCAAGGUUCCAUCCGUUGUCAUUCCAAACCUGGACACAAAGACACCGGACAAGGCCAGCAUCCAGCGCCUGACCCAGAGCUUCGUCACCACGCUGCAGGCCGACUUCCCCUCCACUGUCAGCACAAUCUACCGGACCGGGGAGAAGCUGCAGACGGCAGGCAGGAGCUCCUCCACCGCCGAGCGCUGUGUGCUGUGUGUUUGUGGCCUGGACACUGCUGCUGAAGAGGCUUCAGCGCUCCAGGCCACGCUUAUUUCAGAGCAGCUCUCUCAGAGUUCAGUUCCAGUGAAACCAGAACCACCUUCUACUGUUGGACAGUGUUGCUCCUCUGAAAGUCCCUGUAGAGGGUCAGGAGGGGCUAGUGACUGCUGUAGGUCUUCAAGGGACCAUGAGGCCACUGAGCUGACGAGCCUGCUGUGCUACAGCUGCAGACGGACUGUCAGAGACAUGACUUCAGUCACUCAUCUCCCUCAGUAUGUCCAGUCAGAGACUCAGAGGAGACAAAACCGGUCUGCAAUGAAAGAGCAGAUCAGUAAGUUUCUGCUGGAUGAUGCUGAUGAAAACGAUUAAGGACAAGAUGAUCAAACUUGCUUCAUUUUUUUUAAUGGUGGAACUUCUUGUAACUAGAACUUCUCAAUAUUUGUAUCAAUAAAGUAAAUAUCCUCUCUCUGAAAUCAGCAUGUUUCCUAACUGCUCUGCCUUGAAUCAUUCAUAACUUUAGAUGAAACAGCAGUACACCACAGUCCAUCCAUCCAUCUUAUGCCGCUUAUUCGAGGUCGGGUUUAUUUUCACCUUAAAUCAGUCAGUCGG